Molecule: messenger RNA, 336 nt
Organism: Dibothriocephalus latus
Lineage: Eukaryota; Metazoa; Platyhelminthes; Cestoda; Diphyllobothriidea; Diphyllobothriidae
Source: the annotation of a GenBank genome assembly
GUGGUGGCCAACUCGUCGCUGAUGUUGCAGACAGCCAGUGUACCAGAGGACCAACUGCAGUUCUUCGUCCUCGGCACCGGAUUCCUCAACGUGGUUUGCACAAUAGUUGCGCUGCCCCUGCUGGAACGGGCCGGCCGUCGCACCCUCCUGCUCUGGCCCACGCUCGUCCUUGGCUUGACUCUCCUCCUGCAGAUCGUCAUGGUGAACAUAAUUGACAAUAAGCCACCCGAGGAGAAGGGACCGUUUGCCGUAGUGUCGGCCAUCCUCGUCUUCGUCUACAUUGGCAGUUUUGCGGUCGGCCUGGACAGGGUCCUCGAGGGGCCGCCUACUCGCUGA